CAGGACGCUGUUGAGGGGUGCCGUUGAGACGCUCCCCCUCCUUAACAGCGACGGCCAUCUGCCGCCUCUUUUUCAAUUUGAAAGCCAGCAGAUUAUUUCCCACAGAUUCACAGCUCCACUUAACACAGCCGAAAUACCGUCUCGGAGGGCAGCUGCGCAGAACGGAGCCCGCUCUCUCAUAUUGCGCUCAGCCAACGAGGGUCGGGGCCGUUUGCAUGCAGCCAGUCUGCAGAGACAGACAGCAGGCUCAUAAAGACGAAGCGGAUUUGAAUUAAGCACCGGAUAACAGACAGCAACUGUGCAUCCUUCGGAGAGGGAGGGAGAGAGGGAGGCAACUGUUUUGUAUCUUGGAAGCCCUGGGUUAGGAGAGGGGGAGGAGGAGGAGCGGAGAAUGAGCUAUUCUUGUACCAGCAGAGGCAACAGCCAGGACCCAUCAAGCGCUAAGAAGCCUGCCGGUAAUAAUCCAGGUAGAGAUACCGGAGGCACAGACAGCAGCACGGACCGCAGCAGUAACGGCAGCCCGAAACAAACGGCGGCGAUGAAAGUGAAGAAAGGCUGCAACUCGACCGACGUGGGGGUCCCGGUGACCACGGAGGAGGACCUGCUCGGCAGUACGGUGAUCACUCCGGAGGAUGUUCUGGGCUUGCAGAAGAUCACAGAGAAUUAUCUCUGCAACCCGGACGAGAACGUGUACAGCAUCGACUUCACCAGGUUCAAGAUCAGAGACAUGGAGACGGGCACAGUGCUGUUUGAGAUCACCAAGCCUCCGUCCUUAGACAAAGCUGGAGAGAAGAGGGACAUUGACCCGAACGCUGGCCGCUUUGUCCGCUACCAGUUCACCCCCGCUUUUCUCCGCCUGCGGCAAGUUGGAGCCACCGUUGAGUUCUCAGUCGGAGACAUGCCGAUAGAAAACUUCAGGAUGAUUGAGAGACAUUACUUCAGAGAGAAGUUGCUCAAGAGCUUUGACUUCGAGUUCGGCUUCUGCAUGCCCAGCAGCAAGAACACCUGCGAGCACAUCUACGAAUUCCCGCCUCUGUCUGAGGACAUUAUCAGAGAAAUGGUCGUGCACCCAUACGAGACGCAGUCCGACAGCUUCUACUUUGUGGACAAUAAGCUGGUGAUGCACAACAAGGCGGAUUACUCCUACAAUGGUGGAACGUAAAGGCAAGAGACGGUCAGGAGAGGCAGGUGGAUGUACGGACUGGCCUGAGGGACGAUCACAGUACACUGGUGUGUGGUGUUAGCAUCCUGUCAAUCCAGUAGUCUCUCUCUCUCUCUUUCUCUCUCUCUCUUUCUUCUUCUCUCUUUCUCCCGCUGAUCAGCAGUGGUCCUGCUCAUCGUGAGAUCCAUCCAGAAAACGCCCGUAUACAGAUGUGUCAGUUACCGUCUGUGUGUGUGUGUGUGUAAGCAUGUAGAGGUUUGUGUGUACAUGUUAAAGCCUGAAAACAACACACACACAAACACACACAGUCUGCAGACUGGUGUGGUACUGCUGUAACACUGUUUCUAACAUGAUAAACCAGCAAAUAAGAAACUUUUAGGAUGGUUUGUGCUCUUUAGCCGCGUUGUAGAGUAAAAAAGAAAAACUCCUUAUGUCAUUCCUGUACAUGUUAGGGUUUAGGAGGAAAUCUAGCAUCUAAAAAAGUGUGUUUUUAGGAUUUAAAUUACAGUUUUGGGAAAUAAUUUCACUGAUAAUAUGAGUGUAUGUGUGUGUGUGUGCUUUUUUUUUAAUGUGUGUGUGUGUUUUUGUGCUUUGUAUGUUUGUCUGUGUGUCGACCGGUAUGUCAGUUUGAAGCAUGAUUACUGGUCUGGUAAAAAAAAAAAAAAAGAUACUUUGAACAUUAAUGGUCAAAUGGAUUUCCAAAACCUAAAAUAUUAGGACAUUUUCUACAGAGUUAGGCAGUAGUUAGUAACUAUUUCCUGUUUCCCUUCGUUCCUGAUUUAUCAAGUGAUCUGUAUUAACUGUAGGACGUAUGUGUUUAUUGUCUUUGCUCAAAGCACAACAUCUCUACAGAGCCAACAAUGAGGAAACAUGUAAAGGUGAGCUGAUCAUGUAUGACCAUAAACAUAAGUCAUCUGUGCACCAACCCACUUUUCCAUCCUCAUCAGUGGCUUUGUUUAGGUGAUAAACAAGUUGUGAAAAACUUUGCUAAGUUGCACAGUGUGUCCCCGAGUUAAUGUUCUUUUGUUCGGAAACUCUUAAUAAGAGAAGGAAAGGUUGGAGAAAAGUUGGAUUUGUAAAAGUUGAUAUUUUUCAGUCGUGAAUGUGAUGCAAAAAGGACGUUCGAGGGAGAUUCGGGGGAAUGUAGCAGAAAUCAUUUUAUGAACAAAUCACCCUGAAAUCUUACAUUUUCUCAUUUUUUUGUGUUGUUUUCUCUCAUUUCUGCCUCAUUGAUUUCACUAUUACACAUAUCCUGUUACUGAACUGUGUCGAGAGGCCUCUAAACUGUAAUACACAUUCAUUAUCUUUCUCUCCCUGUUUGUACUGAGACACAACAACCUGGCUCAAAUAGUAUCCAAACUGUUUAUUUUUCAGAAUAUCGGCACAUACUGUCUGACUUUAAGCACUUAAACGUUCACCACUUAAGUGAUUCUACUUAAAGUGCAGUAAACUCUGUUCAUCUAUUGCUGUAAGUGUGUUUAAACAGACAUUUAUUUGCAGGUACUUGAAUGCAGCACAACACAAGUAAAUGGUGGAAAUUAUAUAUUUAUAUUUAUAUUCUCCUUAAUUGGCUCAACAUAAUCAAAUCUGGAUGAUUGUUUUUUUGUUUUUUAUUUAUUACCAGAGGGGUUUUCCUUGUUUAUUGGGUCUGCACUAGUGAGUUUGAGUAACAGGGAGAAAAGGGUGACUGAAAAAAUGUGUUGCAAGAAAUGUGCACAAUGAGACUCUGAACUGUGUUAAUCAGAGAUCAAACAGAUUGACUUGAAUGUUAUGUCAAAAACAGAAAUGUAGAAACAGAUUUAUUUAUGACCGAUUGUGACUCGUGUAAAAAAAAAAAAAAAAGUAAUAUUUUAAACUGAUGUAAAAAGUUUUUGACUAUUCAAAUGUGUGAGUGAACAAAAGUAAAUUAAAUAAAGAUU
This is a messenger RNA of Scomber scombrus (Atlantic mackerel), 3081 nucleotides long. It is a transcript of the gene unc119a2, whose product is annotated as unc-119 homolog b (C. elegans). Gene Ontology annotation, cellular component: intercellular bridge; centrosome; spindle midzone. NCBI's taxonomy places the organism in Eukaryota, Metazoa, Chordata, Actinopteri, Scombriformes, Scombridae. Gene Ontology annotation, biological process: visual perception; negative regulation of caveolin-mediated endocytosis; nervous system development. The record is from RefSeq and is a predicted model, not a curated record. Gene Ontology annotation, molecular function: lipid binding. Bases 392 to 1162 code for a protein of 256 amino acids. The transcript is spliced from 5 exons.